AAAAAAUAUAAAGCCACGGCGAGCUGCAACUUUCAGCGUGCGACGACGACACUGAGUUGUUGAAGCAUUGCGUGCAGUGCACAGUGCAAGGUUGCGUUGCGUGCAGCCAGAAGCAGCAUCGCUGCGGAGCGUAUCUUCUGAGCGAGUUGCACAACUCACCACAGAGCUGCUCCGCGUGGCAUCCGCACGACAGCAAGAUUCACGCGAUCGGAGCGCAAUCGCGCACCAAGGCCUAGACAGCGACAGCAACAAGCAUGUCCGGCCACAUCCUCAUCCUCUUCGUGAGCGUGCUCGUCGCGGUGUCCGCGGUGCUCAGCGCGUUAGGAUUCAAGGGAAGGGUGGAAGUCAUCGGCGUCGACCUAGGAACCACGUACAGUGUGGCAGCAGUCUCGGAGAAGGGCCGGGUCCGAGUCUUCGAGGAUCCGGUGCGGGGCAAAUUGACAGCGUCGACCGUCGCCUUCCUCCAAGAUGGGGGCGUCCUCGUGGGCAAUGCCGCGAAGCGCCACGCGUUGAAGGACCCCAAGAACGUGAUUUACGACGCGAAGCGCUUCAUUGGCCGCAAGUACGACGACCCGACGGUCGCGGAACAGGCGAAAAAGUACGCCUUUGCCGUCGUCGAGAACACGACGACGCACGACGCCGCCUUUCGGGUGCAUGGUCGCACAAUCGCACCAGCCGAAGUCGGCGCGGAGGUCGUGAAAGCGCUGCUGAAAACAGUGAACGAGGACCUCGGACACGAGAACGUCAAGCGAGCGGUCAUAGCCGUCCCGGCGUCCUUUGGGGCCGCCCAGACCGCGGCGACGGGCGAGGCUUUUAAAGCCGCCGGUUUGCGAGUGGCAAGAGUGAUGCCGGAGCCGGUGGCCGCCGCUGUUGCUUAUGGAUUACACAAGAAGGAAAACGUCCAUCAUAUACUGGUCUUUGACUUUGGCGGGGGUACCCUCGAUGUGUCGAUACUGUACGUCCAGAAAGGUAGCAUAGAGGUCGUCGCGAACGGCGGCGAUAAUGAUUUAGGGGGUACCGACUUCGACGGCUGCAUAGCGGACGACCUAACGAAGCAAGUCAAUGCGGUAGCAUCCUCAACGGACUGCGACGAUUUCGUGACGACGGAACCGUGCGAACCCCAUGUGCUCCAGCAGCUCGCCGAGGAGAUGAAGGUGCAGGUAUCCUCGGUCGAUACUGUACAAAGAAAGUGCGCCGCGCGCACGAAAAAGGGCUGCGAGGAGUUAGAACUCACUCUAACGAAGCAGCGCUUCGAGAAGACGUGUGCCCACCUCUUCCAGCGGGCCCUCAAAACCGUCGACGACACGCUGACCAACGGCAUGCUCACAAAAAAGGAUGUGGACGAAGUGGUGCUGGUCGGCGGCACGAGUCGGGUCCCGCACAUGAGGGAAUUAUUACGGAAGUCUAUUGGAGUGUCCAAACUCAAUCUAGAAAUAGACCCGGACGUGACGGUCGCCGUCGGCGCGGCGAGCAUCCUGGACUGAGUAAGUAGCUAUGACUGGUA
Molecule: messenger RNA, 1504 nt
Organism: Pelagomonas calceolata
Lineage: Eukaryota; Pelagophyceae; Pelagomonadales; Pelagomonadaceae
Source: the annotation of a GenBank genome assembly